Ostertagia ostertagi is the source of this 354-nucleotide messenger RNA. The record is from the annotation of a GenBank genome assembly. Lineage: Eukaryota; Metazoa; Nematoda; Chromadorea; Rhabditida; Trichostrongylidae.
AUGAACCAGUUAAUGGAGCGGGUGAAUAGACUGGAGGAGAGGAUGAAUGGACUAGAUGAUUCGAAAGAUGAUUUUGUUUAUGAGUACCUCAGCAGAGAGAAAGUGAAUGCGGUGUUUACUCUCUGCGAGAAUGAUUUGGAAGAGUUUGUACUUGAUCUAGCAAGGAAAAUUCCCGGAGACUGGAUGUAUUAUAGUCAGCCGCGCUAUAGUUUGAACUAUAGGGAGGUGUACUUUAGUCGUGUCGGAUUCAUUAAAAAGUGUGUUUUCAAAUACUACAAAGUACCUGAACAUUUGCGCAAAAUCGUGUGGAAACCAUUGAAGAACGUUUGGAUAAGUUCGUACAGGAAAGGAUAA